CUUUAUGUGGUGAGAUGGCUGUGGAGUCUCACUGCUGGUUCCUGUGAAGUCAAACGGACUCUGUGGACAGUCAGCAGGAGGCGAGACAACCCGCCGCAGUUCGCUUCGACCUCCAUUUAAAAAAAUAAAAAUAACGCAGAUGAGCAGCACACGUGAGCUCUGGAGAGGCUCUGGACCGGUUUGUUUUGUCUCUGUGUGGCCGGGCAGCCUGACUGCCUCCCUGCCUCCACAUGAAUGAAGAGCACUCCGGGACACAGAGACACAGCUGAUGCAGGGCAUGCAGGUGUUCCUGAAAAUAUGAUGAAGAAAAAGAAUCCCCAUAAAAAACACAAGAGCAGUCUGAGUCCAACCACCACAGUUCUGUCGCCGCCACAACGCGACAUCGUCGGCUGCAGGAUCCAACACGUCUGGAAGGAAGGAGGAGGAGGACACGUGGUCUGGAAAGGAACAGUGCUCGACCAGGUGCCAGUGAACCCGUCUCUCUUCCUGAUAAAGUACGAUGGUUUCGACUGUGUUUAUGGUCUGGAGCUUCAUAAAGACGAGAGGGUUCAGGGACUGGAAGUGCUCCCUGACAGACUGGCUAAGUCCCGUGUAACAGACGUCAGCCUAACGGACACCAUGAUAGGUAAAGCCGUGGAGCACAUGUUUGAGACGGAGGAGGGUCCAAAGGAGGAGUGGAGAGGGAUGGUGCUGGCCCGGGCUCCCAUCAAAACCACCUGGUUCUACAUCACGUACGAGAAAGACCCGGUCCUCUACAUGUACCAGCUACUGGAGGACUACAAAGAGGGAGACCUCCGCAUCAUGCCCGACUCCAACGACAGUGUCCCGACGGAGAGGGAACCUGGCGAGGUGGUGGACAGCCUGGUGGGUAAACAGGUGGAGUAUGCCAAAGAGGAUGGCGGCAAACGAACAGGCAUGGUCAUCCACCAGGUGGAGGCCAAGCCCUCUGUCUACUUCAUCAAGUUUGACGACGACUUCCUCAUUUACGUUUACGACCUCGUCAAAACUUCGUAAGACCUCCGGACGACCUGAUCCGCUCUCACAUGACAGAAAGACAAUGCAGCACAUGUUGAAACAUCUGAAGCAUUUGAUCCAGCGCUCGCUCCUCCGACCAUCAAAGACUCAGAAAAAGACUUGCACAACAGAAAAGACAGGAUUUGAGAAUUGGCUUGUUUUCGGGAGCGUUUAAGAUGGAAUGAAACAAGCUUGGACUUUUAUCUAUGACCUUCUUAGGAAGUAUAAUAUAUAUAUAUAUAUAAUAAAAAUAUAAAACAUGCCCAUGCUUUAACAUUACCCUGACAAUGUCCAAAACCUUUUGAAUACUGCUAAAAAAAGCAAAGUGUGCAAAAAUUCUGUUUUACUCGAGAAAAUGAUUUCAAAAGGAUACAACAAGACGGCCUUUUUAGAAUCUGACAUUCUAUACGCAAAUUAGCUGACCACUUAAAUCCUUUAGCGCAUAGGUCUUCAACAGGGGGUCUGCGGAGGUACUGCAGAGGGGUCGCGAAAUAGUUUGUAGAUAAAGCAAUUAAAAAUAAAGAAAAAUUAACGUAAAUAAA
Messenger RNA from Cottoperca gobio, 1556 nucleotides. RefSeq names its product spindlin a (gene spina). Gene Ontology annotation, biological process: gamete generation. The record is from RefSeq and is a predicted model, not a curated record. NCBI's taxonomy places the organism in Eukaryota, Metazoa, Chordata, Actinopteri, Perciformes, Bovichtidae. The coding region runs from base 235 to 1014 and encodes 259 amino acids. The transcript is spliced from 8 exons.